UAUUACAAUUUCACUAAUUCAAACUAUGAAGGCGACGUCAUCACACAGCGACCUGAAGUUUACUGAAGAUGACGUCGUCUUUGUGAGACAAGUUGUUUACAUCAUGGCAGCGAUGGAUUUCAAAGACAACCUUCUUGGGAUAUCCUGGGUGGACAGCGGCUGGGUGCCAAUUCUUAACCCUGGAAAUGUACUGGACUACUUCUCUGAGAGAAGUAACCCCUUCUAUGACCGAACCUGUAAUAAUGAGGUAGUGAAGAUGCAGCGGCUUACUCUGGAACAUCUGAAUCAGAUGGUGGGAGUGGAGUACAUUCUUCUUCAUGCUCAGGAGCCAAUUCUUUACAUAAUCCGGAAACAACAGAGGCAGUCACCAACACAAUUGAUUCCCUUGGCUGACUACUACAUCAUAGCAGGAGUGGUGUACCAGGCGCCAGACCUGGGAACAGUUAUCAGCUCCAGAGCGCUUUCUGCUGUCCAUGGAAUCCAGUCUGCUUUUGAUGAGGCCAUGUCAUAUUGUCGCUAUCACCCAUCCAAAGGAUACUGGUGGCACUUCAAGGACCAGGAGGAGAGAGAAAAAAACAAACCCAAGUCUAAGAAGAAAGAAGAGCCGAGUUCACUGUUUCAGAGGCACCGUGUUGACACGCUCCUUCUGGACCUCAGGUCAAAGUUUCCACCAACGUUCUACCAGCCCAAGCCUGGGGAGAAGCCUAUUCCAGUUGAGGUGAAGAAAGAGCCUGAACCCCCCACAGAAGCUGUUAAACAAGAGGAAAGGGAACCAGCCACAAAGACCUCCGCCCCAGCUCCGCCAAGCAAACCACCUCCUGAGAAGAGAGCCAGACUACAGUGAGAAGAGUCAUUCGUUUCACACUCUGGGAAGAUGGAGAAAAGAAUUGAAAGUCCUAAACGACUAACUAAAAGAACAGCUUGGGAGUAGUUUUGUUCCUACAAAUUUACAAGAUCGUCUGCUCAUUUCAUCAGUUUACAGGAGGCUAAGAAUGAACUGGCUCAAAAAAAAGUCAGUUCCUUGUCUCAGUGCCAGGACUACUUUUACACUGUAACCUUAGUCUUGUGCACGUGAUAACUUUGGCAUCAUGGACAUCUCAGGCAGCUGUACUACAAACGGGGGUUAACUGCCUGAGGCCCGCAGGCAUUUAGCAGUAUUCACUGAGGAUGGGGUUUUUUGAUGAUAAGCUGACAUCAGCAUCAGUGUCGGUUUACUGUUGACAUCAGCGUAAUAUUUGUGUUGUAGUGACUUCAGAGGACAGUUUAAUUCCUUGUCUGCGUUACAGGGUGAUGUGUCAUAAUGCAUCAUCUCAUCUGAAAAGCAAAAAGCUUUUUGACUUUAGCACCUCUCUUUAAUUACAGACACUUUCACCUGUUUUUUUUGUAAGGAAUACUUUUUGUGUGUUUUUCUAUUAAACUAUCAGCUACUGUG
Sebastes umbrosus (honeycomb rockfish) is the source of this 1432-nucleotide messenger RNA. It is a transcript of the gene med6, whose product is annotated as mediator complex subunit 6. NCBI's taxonomy places the organism in Eukaryota, Metazoa, Chordata, Actinopteri, Perciformes, Sebastidae. Gene Ontology annotation, biological process: regulation of transcription by RNA polymerase II. The coding region runs from base 26 to 844 and encodes 272 amino acids. Gene Ontology annotation, molecular function: transcription coactivator activity. The transcript has 8 exons. The record is from RefSeq and is a predicted model, not a curated record. Gene Ontology annotation, cellular component: mediator complex; core mediator complex.